Radiomyces spectabilis is the source of this 2817-nucleotide messenger RNA. Its product is annotated as armadillo-type protein. Bases 1 to 2817 code for a protein of 938 amino acids. Gene Ontology annotation, biological process: protein import into nucleus. Lineage: Eukaryota; Fungi; Mucoromycota; Mucoromycetes; Mucorales; Radiomycetaceae. The transcript is spliced from 9 exons. The record is from RefSeq and is a predicted model, not a curated record. Gene Ontology annotation, molecular function: small GTPase binding; nuclear import signal receptor activity. Gene Ontology annotation, cellular component: cytoplasm; nucleus.
AUGGCCCAUUGGCAGCCACAGCAACAGGGCUUACGCGAAUUGCUCAUUCUUCUUCGUGGAGCCAUUCAGCCCGAGGGUCGAGACCAAGCUUUAGUUCAACAAAAACUGGCUUCGUUCAAUGAAAUUCCGGAUUAUAACUCGUAUCUUGUCUACAUCCUGACCAAAAUGCCUCAAGAAGAAUCGUAUACACGGGCCAUUGCCGGACUUACUCUAAAAAACAAUAUCCGAUCGUUUUUCAAUACUAUUCCCUUGCAUGUCCUCGAUUAUAUCAAAACAUCCUGCAUCGAAGCUCUUCACCAACCCGAUCCCGAUGUCAAUAUCCGAAAAACCGUGGGUUCUGUCAUUACGGCCAUUGUCACUCGAGGCCAGGUACACAACUGGCCCGACAUUUUACGUAUCCUCAUGGAAAAGCUUGACAGUCCUGAUCCAGUCACAGUAGAGAUGGCUUUUGAUACGUUGGGCAAGGUGUGUGAAGACGCUGCCCGCGAUCUGGACCAAGAGAUUGAAGGCGAUCGUCCACUGAAUUACAUGAUACCUAAAUUCAUCACCUUUUUCCACAACCCCGAUCCCAGGUUGCGAGUACAAGCCAUGGCAGCCACCAGUCAAUUUGUUUUGCUGCGGUCACAGUCGCUCAUGACCCAUAUGGAUCAAUUCUUGGCUGGAUUGUUUGCUCGAGCCACCGACGAGAAUGCCGAAGUACGUCAAGAAAUAUGUCGAUCGCUCGUCAUGGUGCUUGAGGCUCGUCCUGACAAACUAGCCCCUUCGCUUCCCUCCAUCGUCGAAUACAUGCUGUAUUGCACCCAGGAUGACAAUGAACAAGUCGCACUGGAAGCCUGCGAUUUUUGGCUCCAGUUUGUCAAUGUGCGCGACUUUCACGAUCGGCUCUUACCUUAUCUGGACCGCAUUGUACCUGUGCUACUGAAACGCAUGGUGUAUUCGGAAAUGGAUCUGUUGAUGUUCAGUGGUGAUGAAGAAGAUGCUCACGUGGCAGAUGAUGAACAAUCCAUCAAACCACGGUUUUAUCGGUAUAAGCACGGUCAGGCGAAACGAGAUACCCAGAGUAAAAAGGAAAAUAAGACCAAAGAUGAAUUGAAAGCCGGCGAAACUGAAGAUGACAUUACUUCGGAUAUGAGUGAUGACGAAUCCUUGGAUGAAGAGGAUGAAGACGACGAGGAUGAUGAUGACGAUUUGGAAGAUGAUGAAUUUUUCUCGGAAUGGACACUCCGUAAAUGCAGUGCUGCGGCAUUGGAUGUGCUCACCUCCACUUACAAAGACAAAGUUGUCCACAUCUUGUUACCCUUGCUUAAUCAAAAUCUCUUCAGUCAAGAUUGGAAAGAAAGAGAAAGUGGCAUUCUUGCAUUGGGUGCCGCGGCUGAAGGAGGAGUGGAUACGAUUGCGCCUCAUUUGCCGCAGUUAAUGCCUUAUCUUCUCCAGAGUCUUAAUGAUACCAAGCCUCUCAUUCGAUCGAUUACUUGCUGGGCCAUUGGUCGCUUUUCACGCUGGUGCGUCGAUCAAUGUGUUACUCCUGAAGGACGCGGGACGUUCUUCGAACCUGUAUUGUACAGUUUAUUACAACGCAUGUUGGAUAAAAAUAAGCGCGUGCAAGAAGCUGCUUGCUCUGCUUUUGCCAUGUUGGAGGAAGAAGCGACGCUUGAGUUGGUGCCGUAUCUCGAACCUAUUCUGGUGAAUUUGACCACCGCUUUUCGAAUGUAUCAACAUAAAAAUCUGCUAAUCCUGUAUGAUGCUCUCGGCACCCUGGCAGAAUCCGUCGGCUCAGCUCUCAAUCACCCACGAUGUUUGUCCCUCAUGAUGCCACCCCUAAUUGCCAAAUGGAACGAUCUCUCGGAUCAAGAUACUGAUUUAUUUCCCUUGCUUGAGUGCCUCUCCUCAAUCACCGCAGCCUUGGGCACUGGAUUUGCUCUUUUUGCAGAGCCGGUGUUUACAAGAUGUGUCAAACUGGUCGCAUCAACUCUGCACGAAACGUACCUUGCUGAUCAACAACCGCACAUGAUGGAACCGCCCGAUGUUGGAUUCAUGGUCGUUGCCCUGGAUCUAUUGUCGGGCAUGGUUCAAGGCAUGGGGGCUGAAGUCGAUCCUCUGGUCGCAAAAUCCGAUCCACCCAUCCUGUCCCUUUUAGCCGUCUGUAUACAUGACCCCGUCACGGAAGUGCUGCAGUCAACAUAUGCUUUGAUUGGCGAUUUGGCCAUCGCUUGUUUUGAACGACUUCGAUCUUAUCUACCUGCUUUUCUUACGGAACUUCUGCAGCAAGUUGGACCCAAUUUUCAAAAUGUUUCCGUAUGCAACAAUGCCAUUUGGGCCGCCGGCGAAAUUGCGAUACGAUGGCUGGCUGAUAUGGAACCAUUUGUGAAGCCACUUCUUGAACGAUUGUUUCCUUUACUGGUUGCUCCCGAGAUCCCAAAUUCAUUACGUGAAAACGCAAUGAUCACAAUUGGAAGACUUGGAUUAGCCUGUCCCAGCAUUGUAGCCGCCCAUUUGCCACAAUUUAUCAAACCGUGGCUGGCCGUAUCAUUUACAGUACGAGAAAAUGGCGAAAAGGACUCAGCCUUUCAAGGAUUUUGUGAAUUAAUUAAAGCCAACCCGGAAGCGGGCAUCCAGGACAUUAUUGUCCUCAUGAAAAUUAUAGGACAAUGGCAGUUGCCCACGCCUCCAUUAUUCAAACAAUUCAACGAGAUCCUAAUGGGGUAUAAAAACUUGAUGCCAGAGGAACAAUGGCAAGCGGUCGUGUCUGCAUUGACUCCGGACGUGCGACAAGUGUUAUCCCAACGGUAUGGCGGCAUUGUCGAUGCACCGUCAUAG